Rhopilema esculentum is the source of this 1293-nucleotide messenger RNA. NCBI's taxonomy places the organism in Eukaryota, Metazoa, Cnidaria, Scyphozoa, Rhizostomeae, Rhizostomatidae. The record is from RefSeq and is a predicted model, not a curated record.
AUGUUGGAUGACAGUAGCGAUGCUAGCAAUGUGGAGCAGACAGUCGUUUCUGUGCGCCUUGUUUAUGAUGGGGAGGUUGAAGACCAUAUGCUGGGUGUGGUGGAUUGCUCAGAUGAUCAGUCUGCUGAAAACCUUACUUCCAUAUUGCUCAGCACACUGGAAAAAUAUAAAGUAAUGCCAGCAACAUGCAAAGAAAAAGUUACUGGGCAAUCAUAUGAUGGUGCAGCUGUUAUGAGCGGCUCGCUUAAUGGGGUGCAAAAAAAGUGCAAGAACAUUAUCCAUUUGCUUUUUACAAUUAUUGCGUGGCUCAUGUCACUUUGUGCUGCACAGUCAGCAAUGAAAAUUCCGAAAAUUGCAAAAUUCUUCGGUAUUGUUGACAAGUUGAUAACAUUUUUUAGAAACAGCCCAAAGAGAACAACGAGUCUUGGCCACAAUCUCCCAAAACCAGGUGAUACGGCUAUAAGCACUAUCGAUACUCAUUACAAAGCGACUGGAACAGCGUUCUAUGAAAUAUCGCAUGAUGUAAAAGAGAAGACUGGAACACAAGCGAAUGCAAGGGGUUUUGGUACUCAAAUGCAGGAUGUGGAAUUUGUUUACUUUCUGAAACUUUACAGAAAGAUUUUUGAGUUGAGCACCCCGAUAGUCACCCUGAUGCAGAAACCUCCUUUGGACCCUGUUCAACUGAGGUCAAUGAUGAACGAUUUUGUAAACAUUUUAUCCAGUUUUAAUUUCAGUCAGGUCUGGGAGGACACUUUGCUUGCUGACCCUAACUUCUCAAGCGUUAGAGCAAGAACAGGAUGGAGGGCAAUGGAUCAAGAAAUAAAUGGCUCACAAAAUCUCAUUGCCGUUGAGAACAACCUUGAAAUCUUGUACGGAAAUAGCGAAAUAUUGACAAUACUUAACAAGGCAGUGUGCAAGAGAGAUGCUGUAGUCGCCAAGAAAAAGGAAAGUCGAAUGAAGCAUUUAACAGAAUCCGAGGAAACAGCAUUGGAUAUUGCAGUAGAAAGGAAGGCAUUAGACGAUGUUGAAGAAAAAAAUGAAUUUGAGAUCGAAAGUAAACAAGGUAUUGACUUCGAUUCAGUAAAGGAAGGGUACGCCGGUUUACAGGAUCUACUGUCCGUGAUAAAGGAUGCCGAGCUCGAAGAAGCCCUACCUCAAGUUAUGACAUUAUUGAAAUUAGCAGCCGUAACACCUCUCACCAGCGUGCACUGCGAGCGUGUUUUUAGUCGUAUUAAACGUGUAAUUUCGGAUUCAAGGUCAAGAAUGAAGCAAAGCAGAAAAGAACAAUUUUAA